UGAUGAUGGACCGGGAGGAGGGUCGAAUCUGAACAAACCUGGCGCCCGAACGCAAUUCGUUACAGCCAGCACACGAGCGUUCUUUUUAAGAAGUACUGGGGUGUCGUCGAUACUUGUAAUUCGUUCGGAUGGUAAGCGGUGGAUCACAAAAUAAGUAGCGUCUCAAAUCACACAAAAAAGAUCCACUGAGCAAGACAAUCCUCUACAAAGAUCUGAAGCGUUUUGUCGUGCGUCAAAUGGAAGUUCUUCCCUAAGUGGUUCCCUAAUUUUCCCUAAAAUUCGUAUGUGGGAGGUUUAAGCGUGUCCGUUUGUUUCUAAUGGGGUGUCGUCGAUACCUGUAAUUCGUUCUGAUUCUUUAUAAGAGAUGAAAUGAAUCAUCCUCACGUCGACGUCGAAACUUGUAUCUCUGUCUAAUUUUUGGCAGUGCCCCAGAAGAGGAAGUGUACGAGAAACAUCGCUACGUUGAAAGGGAAACGGAUUUGCUGUGGCCGUUAUUGCAAGCAGAAGGGCUCAGUUGGUCGCAGAAACGGGUUGCGUUGUUUGUUGGUCACGCGAACCGAUUUGUAGC
Molecule: messenger RNA, 568 nt
Organism: Amoebophrya sp. A25
Lineage: Eukaryota; Dinophyceae; Syndiniales; Amoebophryaceae
Source: the annotation of a GenBank genome assembly